AUGACAAUUUCAUCGACAAAAAGUGUCAAUGAUCUGGUUCAACUGCUGUUAUGUCAACAAGUUGCUCUCGAUGAUGUCAAGGAAAAAGAUAUUGAUUUGUUAUUGUCAAGGUAAGUAUUAGAUUUUGUUUCUAAUGUUUAAAUAGUAAGUUAUAAGAUUAAUUUGUGAGUAACGGAUGAAUAAAGAAUGAGGUUGCGCCACGUUGGGUGUUGUAACGGAUCAUUCUCAAAAUUUUGAUCAUAACUUCUUUCAAAAUAUAGCUACGGACAAGAAAAUUUUUAGUCAUUUAAUAUAUGUGUUUUUAACUGAAAAUAUAUUGAAACUUUUAAAUUUGCUUUUGCUUUUGAACUUAAAAUGCUUUUAAGUUAACAUGGAACAUUUUAUAUAGGUACAGUAUGGAACAAAGCCUGUAAAUUAUGAAAAAAUGGGAAUUUUAUGACUAUUUUAGUUUUAUAAGUCGGCAAAGGGUAUAAACUGUAUUUGAAAAGGCAAGUGAGAAUGUGAAAUACAUAUUGAAAGCAGUUAUGAUUAAAUCAAUGUGAUUUUUUACUUUUUCAAGAGUUUUUUUAAUGUAAAAGAUGUACUUUGUGGUCUAAAACGUAAAGGAAUGAUAUUUUUAAGUUAUGUAAUAAGCUAAUUAAUUUUUAGUUUUUCAACAUAUCCUGAUCAUGCUUAUGGGUACGAUCCAUUAAAAGUGAUAGCUGGGACGGAGAGUUUGGAGGAAGUACCUUGUGAACGCGAAGAAGUAAAUUCUGAAGAUACAAAAAUAGCUAGUAAAAAAGAAGAAGUAACGUUUGAAGAUGCAACAGUAAAUUCUGAACAUGAAUCAAUGACAGUGGAACACAAAGGAGUAACUUCUGAACAUCAAACAGCGAUUUCUGAGCAAAAAGAAGUAACCUUGGAACAUGAACCAGCAUUUUCGGAAUGUAAAAGUUCUCAAUACGAAGCAGUAACGUUUGAAGAUGAACCAGUAGCUUCUCAAAAUGAAACAAUGGUAAUUGAGAAGGAAAAGGUGACUUCUGAACAUCAAAAAGCGACUUCUGAACAAAAAGUAACUGUUGAACAUGAACCAGCUGUUUCAAAGUGUGUAACUUCCCAGUAUGAAGCACUAGCUUCUAAAGAUGUUGCGGUGACUGGUAAACAUGAAACAGCGGUUUUGGAAGAUGAAGCACCAUCUUCUGAACAUAAAGAAUUAAGUCCAGUACGACAAUCAUUUAGUUCCCCAAAUUCAUCACAGUUGUCGAGUUCAUCAACUGAGAUUCCAGUUCUGUCACGCCAAGUAUCAUCUUCACCAAGAUCUUACACAUCUAUGGAAACGGCAAUUCAGGAUGAUUCAAUGAUGGGUAAUAUCGAAAAUGAACCUCCGUUUACACAAACGGAUGAAGUCAGUUUAUCGACUACGAAGUAGGUAUAUUUGGUAGAUUUGUUGGGUAUAGGUUCAUAUACUUACAGGGUGGUUUAAUGGUUAAAAGGAUGGCAAUGAUAGGAAGUAGGGUGGAUAUCUUGAAAGUUUUUGUAAAUUUGGUAACUGUUUGUUUGGAUUAAUAAAAAUGUUUUACAGUGCAUCAUCGACGUCGGAGAUGGACGAAGAAUCAUGGUCGAAAGAGCCAAGCGACAGCUCUUAUCAAGAUUCUCUGAAUUUGGUAUGUUUUACUUGUAAAUUUUUAAUACAUCACAUUCUACGAAACAAAGUGAAUUUUCGAUACCUUAACUUCAACAUAACCGAAUUUUUGAUAUCUAAACGUAAAAAUAAUCACUAUUUCUUAAUUGUAAUAUGUUACAUUUAGGACCGAUCCCUCCAGCCAUCCUUAUCAUCUUCUUUUGUGUCUACACGAUCAUCUUCAAUCAUGUACGACUCUGUUGACCUGGCUGAUUUACAGGAAUUGAAGCCUCAAGCAGUGAUUGGCAGGAUUUGCGAACUGAGAAAGCAAGGUAAAUGGAGUUUGACGAGACUACCUUUAUGUUUGGAAGCUCCUCGACGAAAAGUUCAUUACGAUUAUCUUCUUGAGCAUGUUCAGAUGAUGGGCUUGGACUUUCAACAAGAACGACAAUUGAAGCCGAAGGUAGCUAAGAUUGUAAGUUCAAUGUUAUUAUAAAGCGGUCAAGAAGUUUAUAGCGUUUUUUGUUAUUGUUAGGUUGGUCAAGAGGUUUUUAGAGCGUUUUGAGAUGUUGUUGUUGGGUAUAUAGUUGAUAGGCUUCAGUUUUGUGUUGUUUUUGACCAUUUUUUCAAUAUUUUUAUUAUUUUUAGAUAGCAGAAGAAGCUGCAGAUCUGGUAAGAAGGAAGAAGUACCAGGAGAAUAUGCUUUUAUUCGAACCCGGAGCCAAGAGAUACAGAUAUAUUUAA
Molecule: messenger RNA, 2344 nt
Organism: Bursaphelenchus okinawaensis
Lineage: Eukaryota; Metazoa; Nematoda; Chromadorea; Rhabditida; Aphelenchoididae
Source: the annotation of a GenBank genome assembly